Molecule: messenger RNA, 1579 nt
Organism: Phaeodactylum tricornutum CCAP 1055/1
Lineage: Eukaryota; Bacillariophyta; Bacillariophyceae; Surirellales; Neidiaceae
Exons: 1
Coding region: 1-1356 (451 amino acids)
Source: RefSeq, a predicted model, not a curated record
AUGCUGUUGUUUACAUCCCGGAGACUGAGCCUACGCUCAGCGCAGCAACUUCCAGGGAUGCUGGCGAUGGCAAAUCCCGGGUACCCUAGCAACAAUACCUCCAAUUCCCAGGAUGACAGGGCCAUCGAAACUUGUCAUCCGGGAACGCUUCGUCCGUCGCGACGCACGAGGAUCGAAUCUUGGACAACGGUUCGAAGGAACUACCACGUCUCGGCAAGUCGAAGCUUUCUGCUUCCCUUGUUAGCGCUCGUUCCCGUUGCGGUGCCCGCCGUCUAUUUUGGUCGAAAGUACUUGCGAGCGCAACAGUUACGACGAGAAAGGGUUGAGGAUCAGCAAUGGCACGUCUUGCAAGAGCAGCGCAAAGCAGACCAGACAAGCGGAAAGGAGUACAACAACAUCGUGCUGGACUUGGGAACAACCGACUUGAAAACUGUCGCAUUCAAUAACCCUACCGUGCAGAGUGAUUUCCAGCCGGACGCAUUGUGGGCUCUUCAAAGCAGCACCACCACCAACGCCACCACCAAUAGCCUUAAUUCGAAGGCACUCUUUCGUCUCGUACGGCAUUACUUGCAAAAGUCCAUGCAGCAACCAGUCGACUCACGCCGAGACCACGUUCGUGUGGUGCUGACGGUACCACCCAAGCCAGAAACUGCUGAGCGUUAUCGUCACGUAUUGCAGGAUUCACUCCCGUCGGAUUCCUCCGUGGUAUGGCUUCCGGAACCGGUAGCGGCCAUUUGGGGUGCGCAAGUCCUCCAUCUCUUGCCCAUCCCACAUGAUCCUCGAACGCUUGUGAUUGACAUUGGGGGACGAACGUCAACCGUGUCGCUUGUGGAAAAAGAUCACGUCGUAGCAGCCACAGUCUUGCCCAAUAUUGGUGGACAGGUCUUGAUUGACGCCUACCAACGGAACGAGCCGCAUAGUACGUGGAAAGAGGCACAGCAGGCUGUCUUGGAUUGCGAGGUAGCAGCCCAUCUAUACAGCGAUGUGGAAGCUACUGUUCUACAGGAAGCGCUUCCGAAAUUGUACCGAGGAGUUCAUUUGUCGGACCAGCUGCCCAAACCAACCACUCUGGAAACUCUCUGGGAGUCUGCUGUUGCCCAUUUGCUGGAAACUUUAGAAAGCUCCUCAUCAUUGCGCUUCACUACCGUCGUGGUUGUAGGUGGGGCCUCCAACAAUGAGACGUAUCAACAUUCCCUCCAAGCAGCCGUCACGAAGACAGUAGCUCCGCAAAGUGUCGACUGGAUAUUGCCUUCCAAAACGGAUCGAUCUCAACUCGUUACUCUCGGGGCCAGGUCCAUGAUGGCCUCCUGUGACUAUUCAUUUGACAAGGGUCUGUGCCCAAAAUCCAAUGUGUGAGAAGAAACAACUCACCUGUCAGCAACGGGACUAUAGUAAGAAAGGUUGCGUUAUCAAACAGCGCUGUAGUCUCCGGACAGACCCAGAAGAGCAGCUUCGUUCGGCUCGAGCGGGCAACAAAUGGGAUCUGGGAGCUCCUGUCACGACAUUUGUGCCAGCUCUUUAUUGAGGAUUUGAGAUAGUCAUUAACAGCAUGUUACCAAGGAAAGCGAUUUAUGCUGAA